UUUUCUAAUAAUGAUGAUGAUUUUGAUGAUGAUGAUGAUGAUGAUGAUGAUGAUGAUGAUGAUGAUGAUGAUGAUGAUGAUGAUGAUGAUGAUGAUUUGGAUGAUGAUGAUUUUGAUGAUGAUGAUGAUGAUGAUGAUGAUGAUGAUUAUGAUGAUGAUUUGGAUGAUGAUGAUGUUGAUGUUGAUGAUUCGGAUGAUGAUACUGAUUUGGAUGAUAUUGAUGAUGAUGAUUCGGAUGAUGAUGGUGGUAAUGAUAAUGAUGAUGUUGAUGACUCGGAUGAUGAUACUGAUUUGGAUGAUGAUGAUUUGGACGAUAAUGAUAUUGUGAAAUCUUUAUUUUAUAUGAUUUAUUCUCUUAUUGAAUACUAUAUAGAAAAGUUCAUAGAAUUGAAUUGA
Messenger RNA from Schistosoma intercalatum, 396 nucleotides. NCBI's taxonomy places the organism in Eukaryota, Metazoa, Platyhelminthes, Trematoda, Strigeidida, Schistosomatidae. The record is from the annotation of a GenBank genome assembly.